GAGAGUCUCUUCCUUCUGCGUCCGGGGUGGUACCGUACGCGGUGGCCGCAGCCGGAGCUGGGAGCCAGCGUCUGCAUCGCCGCCGUCGCUACCGCCGCCUUCGCUGCCUGCGCCUCUGCCUUGGACUAUUCUCCGCACCGUGCAGAGGCGGCGGGCUAGUGAGAGAGCGGCGCCAGCGUGAGGUUCCCAGCUGAUGGGAAGCCCCUGGACGCGCUGAGGGGCCGGGCUCGAGCGGCUGAGAAAAUGAUGCAUCCUGUUGCCAGCAGUAAUCCAGCUUUCUGUGGGCCUGGCAAGCCUUCGUGCCUGAAUGAAGAUGCCAUGAGAGCUGCUGAUCAGUUUGACAUAUAUUCCUCCCAGCAAAGCAAAUACAGCCACACAGUCAGCCACAAACCAAUGGUUUGUCAGAGGCAAGACCCAUUAAAUGAAACACAUUUGCAGACUACAAGUGGCAGAAGCAUAGAAAUAAAAGAUGAACUAAAAAAAAAGAAAAAUCUCAACCGAUCUGGUAAACGUGGCCGGCCAUCGGGAACCACCAAAUCAGCAGGAUACCGGACCAGCACAGGCAGACCCCUGGGAACCACUAAAGCAGCUGGAUUUAAGACAAGUCCGGGCAGACCUUUGGGUACAACUAAAGCUGCGGGAUACAAAGUCAGCCCAGGGAGACCUCCAGGUAGCAUUAAAGCUCUAUCCCGUCUUGCCGAUCUUGGUUAUGGCUGUGGCACUGCUGCUUUUCCUUAUCCUAUGAUGCAUGGCAGAGCAGUUCACGGGGUAGAGGAAACCAGCAGUGAAGUCAAGCCACCCAAUGAGUGAAUGAGGCAGGAAAGGAGGGCCAGGUUCGGAAGGAAGAUUGUGAAUAAUCCCAAAGCCUCUUGGUUUUAUUUUGACAUACAUAACUUUAUGACCUGGGCUUUCCAAAUUUGUUUUCCUGUUUAAUUUGUUUUCCUGCUUUUGCUCAGAAGCUGCCAUGUGCUGACAGGUGCACUCAGGGCAAUAGCAGUGGCAUUGUAUUUGUACAUAGGUUCAAGUGUAACACCUAACUAAAUCAUUUUUGCUUUUCCUUUAGAGUUACAGUUGUGUUUCAUGUUUCAUUACUACUUUGGGGCCAUUCUUAAUCGAUGCUUUAUGUGCUGAACAACUGAAACCAUUAUACCUAUGAGUUGUGAAGUAAGCCUACAAUAUAAUAAAGAUACUAUCUAAGGUAUUUUUAACUGAUGGAGCAAAAAAGCAAAUUAAUGAUUCAGGAUUACUUGAGGUAAUGGCUGUGUGAGUUUUUGUAACAUUUAUGUUCAUGAGACAGGACACAGAUUUGUAUGCAUUGGCAUUUACAUAGACUGCAGAUGUUAGAAAAUUAUUUUUAAUGUUCUAGGUUCAGACAGCUUUUUAUUUAUUGAUCUACAUGGCAUUAAUUGAUUUAACCAUUAUUUCUAAAAGAAUUCUUUAGUGUUUGCCUUUCAGCAGUGAUUAAGUUGUGUAUUUUUAAAUUGCCUAAGAGCAUAUAUACCAAACACUACAAACGAUUCAUAUUUACAGAAAUUUUAAACUAUUUUAUAAAAACUGCACAUUACAUUUUUGGUGAAAUACAAUGCAUUCUGAGAAUAGCAUAUUUAAUAUAAUAGAAAAAGAAACAUUUUAAGGUCUGCAUGUAGCUUGUAGUCACUAUAUUUUGCCUUUCAUACAGUUAGUGAGUUCUAAAGUAUUAUGUUUAAAAACAUUUAUUAGUAUUGCUCAUUUAUUUGGUAUGUUUUUUAAUUUUUCUGAGAAAUUGUCCUAUUGCAUUAGCACUUAUUGUGUUUUCAGGUUUAUAUCUACCAAAGGACACAAAAUGAAUGGUAGACUGUAAAACUGGUAUAAAUAGAAUGCAGUUUCCUGACAGUCAGAACCCAAAUAUGAAGAAAUAUAUAGGAAUCCAUCUAUGCAUGAAACAUGUAAAAAAUAUGUUGGUUAGUUUAAUUAAAAAUCUUAUUGUGGCUCCAGUGAGACCACUUCACUCAAAAGAAAUUUUGUUUUCCAAUAAUGUUUGCUUUAGAAGCAAGAUAGAAAAGAAGAAAAGUAUUGGAUAGAUACACAUAGUGGAGACAGAGGGAAACCUCUCUUCCCUCCUUACUGAAAGUAAUAUUACUUGUUAAUACACAUUUUAUUACUGGCCAGCCGCCAAAAAAUGUAUAUAUAUACACAUUUUAUUUAUUCUGAGUUUGUUCUAAAUAAAAGAUUGUAAACUUUGGAUUUGAAAAAAUUCCAGUGAACUUUAAAUUAAAGUUACAAUGUUUGUACUUGCAAUUUUAAAUGCCUUUGAGAUUAAAAUGUAGAUUUGCAGGACCCAAAAACUUUUAAAAUAAUAAAAAAUUUUAGAGGGUGCUUAUUGUGUUGUUCUGGGCUUGCUCUCAGUUAAUGCAAACUCUGAUUGCAUAUGGAUGUCAUGUUUCAUACCUUUUUUAUCAGGAAAAAAGCAGCAAGCCUUCAGGUGUUCCAGUGAUGCCUGACACAUUGAGCUGGACUUUAUACUGCUCUUUACAGUAAGAGGUGUUGCAUUAUAUGUGGAGACUAUGUGUGCACUGGCAUCUAAGACAGUGACCUCAACAAUAUUAGCUUUGCACAAACCGUAGAGAACAAUGUUGGAUGACUACAUAACACUUGUAAUAUUCUGGCAGCUAAAUUGCUACAAAAAUUUCUUCUUGCAGAAGCUUAAAAUAUAAAACUUUUAAUAAUUAACUCAGACAGUAUAACUUCUGACACACACAAAUGCUUGCAUCUUUACUCAUAUGUUCCAUCUAUCCACUAUUUUUAUGUAUCGGUCAUUUAGCUGUUUCUAAAGAUAAUGUUUAGCAGUUGGCUGCUUAGAAAUCUUCUUUUGAGCUAGUUCCUGAAGACAGUUGUUUAAUUAAAUGUUCUGCCAUAGAAUAAUAUACACCUUUGUCAAGGAUUUGGUUUCAUGUUGUGUUUCAUAGUAAAGUGCAUUUGACAUUUACUUUUCAGAUUAUUUUCAUUCUUGCUUUUGUUAUAAAUACCCUUAUCUUUCUCCUCUGCCCUUUUCUACAUUUCAUUCCACCACCACCACUACCACCCUCCUCCAGCACAUCUACUCAGUGGUGCUGUGCUGUGUGUCAGAAGAUAAAGCAGGUGUAUUGUAUAAUGAAUUUUGUAUACAUGUAUAUGAAAUGGUGAAAUCAACUAAGGGAGGUAUGUUCAUAACAGUGUUUAUUAUCAGCAGCUAUGUCCCAGGGGAAAAAAAGAGGGCAAAUGGUUACAGUUUUAAAUGGAUAAGAUUACUUAGAAAGAUGAAUUUACUAUUCAUGUGAGAAGUUACCUGGAGUAUUAGGUCUGUACACUGGUGAGCAUCUCCUGAUUUCACUUUUCUCCUUGUGAACAGUUUACUGGUACCAUGCUGAAAAGAAAGACAUCAAGUUAUAACAUGAAUGAAGUCUUAAAAUACAAAAUAUUUUUACUUCCAUAUAUCUAAAGACUACAUUGUGCAUCUUUUGUAACACUGUCUUUUGUCAUGUUAAACACUGAAAUAGCAUGUUAAACAGUUGCCUAUACUUUAAUAUAAUCAGUUGGGGAAAACUGGCCUUUUCCCCCUGCUGUAUGAUUAUUCCUUGAAAGGUAAAUUGCUAAUUUUAUACUAUGUAAUUCUGUUCUUCACAAAAUAGGUUUCACUGUUCUAUAUUAAAACUAUUGGUCAGAAAAUGAUCUGCUAUUCAAAUAAUUAUGGAGAAAAUGAUUACCAAUUAACUGAUAAUAAGCACGCUGUCCUCUGCUGUAAAAAAGUCUGAAUAGAUACUGUGUAUGUUUUUAUGUCCAUGAACUUGAGCUACUCGUGUGCAAUUAUGUGUAUGGGAAUGGAGUAGUGUUCAUGAUUUGUAUCUACAUCAUCAUAUGGAUGUAUAUUUAUUAAUAAAGUCAUUACUUUAAAACCA
Cynocephalus volans (Philippine flying lemur) is the source of this 3914-nucleotide messenger RNA. RefSeq names its product chromosome 2 C5orf24 homolog (gene C2H5orf24). The transcript is spliced from 3 exons. The record is from RefSeq and is a predicted model, not a curated record. Bases 244 to 810 code for a protein of 188 amino acids. Lineage: Eukaryota; Metazoa; Chordata; Mammalia; Dermoptera; Cynocephalidae.